GGGCUACUUCCCACCCCGCCUGAGCCAACGUCCGUCGUGUUUGACAGGCAGCCGCAGUGGGUGACCGAGGGCUCGCCGGACAAGAUCACUGUGAACCUUUUGGGAUCGCACCCGCUGUGGGGCCACCACCUUUGGAACGCAGCCAAGACGUUUGCCAACUACCUUGACGAGCAAAAGGACAUUAUCUGCAACAAAUCUGUUCUCGAGCUCGGAGCCGCUGGCGCACUUCCGUCUCUGAUCUCUGCAUGCAACGGCGCCAGCCGCGUCGUAAUCACAGACUACCCGGACCACGAUCUUAUCGAGAAUAUUCGCAAGAACGUCGAGAUCAACUUUCCGGCCAAACUUGCCGAUGAGUCCAUUGCGGUGACGGGAUUCAAGUGGGGCAGCGAAAUCGAGAGGAUAUCAGCCUUGGCUCAAAGCCAGGAGGGAACCUACGAUGUGCUUAUUCUCUGUGACCUUGUGUUCAACCAUUCGGAACACACGUCCUUAUUGAGAUCGGUCGAGAGGCUGAUGGCCAAGCCAUCUUUGGCGGAGGAUGGCGGCAAGACCAACGGCGGCGAGGCAUAUGUGUUUUUCACACAUCAUCGGCCCUGGCUGGCCGACAAGGAUAUGGCGUUUAUUGAGAGGGCACGCGAAGAGCUUGGUCUGGAGGUCGCGAGGGUGGUUGAGGAGUACACGGGCGCGAUGUUCGAGGAUGAUCCCGGAGAUGAACGCGUGAGGGGAACCGUCCAUGGCUUCCGUCUGGCGUACCCUGCGCUUUAAGUAAUAAAAAAAAGAAUUGAUUUUGUGAUCAGUCGUGAUUUUUUGUUCUCGAUCUGCGCUAUUUUUAUUUGAUUUUUUUUAUGAGCUGUAGGCUGCUCUGCUUACCGCCAGUGCGAAAUAGAGAGAGGGAAAAGCGAAAUAUUUUUUAUUUUGUUGGCUGUGCAAUUCCACUUUUAAUACUUUUUUCUAUUUUAUACCUUCAAAAGUUGAAGCAGUUUUUUUCUCGAUAUAAUGGCGGACUCUACUUUCUCUGUUACGCAGCAAGAGAAGGGCACGACGACUGCUGAGCCCACAGCUGGCAACACACAGACCGCCGCUGGUGACCCCGAGCAGGCCACAGUUGAGAACAACACCACAUACU
This is a messenger RNA of Kickxella alabastrina, 1123 nucleotides long. RefSeq lists its product as uncharacterized. Gene Ontology annotation, biological process: peptidyl-lysine dimethylation. The record is from RefSeq and is a predicted model, not a curated record. The transcript has a single exon. Lineage: Eukaryota; Fungi; Kickxellomycota; Kickxellomycetes; Kickxellales; Kickxellaceae. Gene Ontology annotation, molecular function: protein-lysine N-methyltransferase activity. The annotation marks the transcript as partial.